Messenger RNA from Dermatophagoides pteronyssinus (European house dust mite), 783 nucleotides. RefSeq names its product ribosomal protein L18 (gene RpL18). Gene Ontology annotation, biological process: translation. NCBI's taxonomy places the organism in Eukaryota, Metazoa, Arthropoda, Arachnida, Sarcoptiformes, Pyroglyphidae. Gene Ontology annotation, cellular component: ribosome; cytosolic large ribosomal subunit. The record is from RefSeq and is a predicted model, not a curated record. Gene Ontology annotation, molecular function: RNA binding; structural constituent of ribosome.
UGAAAACGGAAAACGUUUGUGUUCCUUUCUGGUCGGUUUGUGGCACGUUUUAGAAAAGUGUAUGUUUGUGUGAUUUGAAUUCUUUUCUUUUAGAUUUUUUUUUUUGACUAAAUUCUUUGUGGAUCUUUUUCGAAUAAAAAAUGGGUGUUGAUAUUAAUCAUAAACAUGAUCGUAAAGUUCGACGAUUAGCACCGAAAAGCAAAGAUCCAUACCUUUUGCUUCUUGUCAAACUUUAUAGAUUUUUGGCCCGACGUAGUGGAAGUAAAUUUGCUAAAAUUGUCUUACGACGUUUGUACAUGAGUAAAAUUAAUCGUCCACCACUUUCGCUUCGACGAUUGGUUCGACACAUGAGCGCUGAACAACGUCAAGGCAAAAUCGCUGUUGUCGUUGGUACAAUUACCGAUGAUGUCCGUUUGUUCGAAGUACCAAAAAUGACCAUUGCCUGCUUGCGUUGUACCAAACGUGCUCGUGCUCGCAUUCUUAAAGCUGGUGGUGAAAUAAUUACAUUCGAUCAAUUGGCUCAACGUGCUCCGACUGGCAAAAAUACUGUAUUAUUGCAAGGUCCACGAAAUGCACGUGAAGCUGUCAGACAUUUUGGUCCAGCUCCUGGCGUACCGGGUAGCCACACAAAACCAUAUGUUAGAUCCCGUGGCCGUAAAUUUGAGCGUGCUAGAGGUCGUCGAGCAUCAAGAGCAUACAAGAAAUAAUCGAGAUUCGUUUUAUGUGUGUAUUCAUGGAAUUUUUUUUAAUUGACAUCUAAUAAAAUUAACUUGCACACUAUGA